Molecule: messenger RNA, 13607 nt
Organism: Trichoplusia ni (cabbage looper)
Lineage: Eukaryota; Metazoa; Arthropoda; Insecta; Lepidoptera; Noctuidae
Exons: 25
Coding region: 2263-8775 (2170 amino acids)
Cellular component (GO): plasma membrane; perinuclear endoplasmic reticulum; cytosol
Molecular function (GO): cholesterol binding
Source: RefSeq, a predicted model, not a curated record
UUUCCAGUCUAGAAUACUUAAUUUUAACGUGUCUUUCGAGGCACGAAUAAGUACCAAAUGUUACCGAAAUUAGCUCAUAAGGCUGACACUUAACCAUCAGUCCGUUUCAUCUCUAUUUCGCUCUACUAUCCGCAAAAAUCGAUUUCACAUGUAGACCAUGUCGCAGUAUCCUUUUCUUGUCAAACGGGGACAGUUACAUUUGGGGUCACUGAAAUAUCAAUGACGCCAGCUGUCUUGGGUUCUGCAAUCCUUUUACGUCAUUGGAAAGGUGAAGGGACGUGAGUGUAAUUUUCCUUCUUACUUUCAUUCCUAAAAUCAGUCAAACCAUCAACAUUGAUCUGUGGUUUUCCCUUUAGAUAAAUUAGGUUGACUUUCAGUCUAUGUGCCAAAAACCAGGCCUUGUAAAUCAAGAGAUAUUUCUCAAAGAUCUUCAUAGCAAAUUAAUUUAUUUGAAUGUUUUAGACAUAACAAAAUGUAAUAGGUAUAGUUUGUAUAAACAUUACCAAACUGUCAUCAUCGCUCUCCAUGUUGAAUUUAUUAAGAUAACACUUGACUCAUUUUCGGGGUACUGAUAGCAACAGAAUUCUCAGUCUCAUUGAUUACAUUAUUUGGUGCGGUCUGAAAUUAAACUAUUUCAUCACUAAUGGAAUCUUUUCUUUUCUUAUUUUGUAGUGCAAAGCCAAAUAGAAAAUACCUUGACAUAAAAUAUUUUCAAUACAUAAAGCCCGUGUUCUGCCACGCUAAGCCGAGCCAAAGUCAGGUAAACACCCUUGUAAUAGAGGCGAGACCUUUACUAUUUGUAUUCCCAAAUAUUGUCUUUUUACAUGAUAACAUCUUGGCGUGACUACAGACAGUUUCGACAGGCAACUUGUGGAAUAUUCAGAGUAUAUUAAAAGUUAAGCUGUUUUUGUUGACUGUACAAUGAAAACGUGGUAGAACAAACGUGUUGGCGUCAGGAAAUUCCGAUAACACAUGAAUGCUAGUUGUUUGACUAUUGAAUUAGUUUGAAACGAUUUUUGUGGUAUGUGUAAAUUGUGAAUGUAGUUUUGCACGUAUCAAUAGACUGAACAUUUUCGGCUCGCGUUCGCGUCAGUUGCGGAAGAAAAAGCAAGACAGAUGUUAGAGCUGAGACGAGUUCAAACGCUACUCAGUAAUCUCAAAGCGGAAGAGAUUCAUAUUGAAUGCCAGCAAAAACGAUGCCAGAAUGUAAAAGCAGAAUUUACUAAUCUCGACGCUAAAGAAAAUAAUGAAGGUCCGAUUUGAUAUAUUAUUAUUGGAUAUAACUUGCAUGAGAUAAAAAGGAGCAUAAACAAAAGAGUCAUGAUGGCAAAAUGUAUGCGAAGUUAUGGUACCUACCCUUCAUUAAUUUUGUUAUUCAAUUUACUCUUGCAAUUAGCGCAAUAUCGCAGGUAAUUUUAUUAAAAACCUCCUCUCAGCGACGUCUAUUCUGGGCUACCGUUAGUAGGAACCUAACAAGCUUCGUUUUAUCACAUUUUUUUUAUCUAAUUUGUGAUCUCGAGGAAAUCCCUUUGCCAACAAGUGAAAGGAGUUCUUUGUGGUAAAACGCUUUGUCUAAUCUGGGGCCAUUGUUGACCACGAUACGACCGGAUUUAUAAAACAUUUAGCUUUUAUUUUACAACAAGCGCUAAUUUUCCACAAAGUAAUUUAGUUUUUCCUCUUGAUAACAGGUGAAUAGGAACGAUGUAAACGCUAAAACUACUAGAAUCAUUAAACCACUUGCGUUUUAUUGAUAUCCUUGUCAACAUUGAUAAAAAUAUAAUAUUAUCAUUUAUCGGAAUGAUGAUAACAUUUCAGUGCUUGAUCGUCGUAUAACAGUGAAUGCAUUGCGUAAAUAAAAAAUAAAACAAUUGACAAUAAAAUAAAGUGGUUUUUAAAAUAAAGGUUAUAUUUCUGCGGGAACCGUAGUUGCGUUCAAGUGUUACUGGUAUAUACUCGUAAAAUGUAGUGAUGUUUGGUGUUUAUUACUAGGCUUGAAUGUCCCACUGCUGGGCAACGGACUCACUCUUCUUCCACUUGUCUUUCUCGUGAACCACGACUGACAGGUUCUGUAAGAACGAGUCCAAGUCAUCCUCCUAUUAAGUGGAUUGGUUGUUACAUUAAAACAAGGAUUAGAUUAAUGGUUAACUAAUUGUCAGUUUUAGUAAUUAGUGCGUUUUUAUGUAAUAAAACAGUGUACGAACCUUAGUGAUAAUGUUGUAGUGCCUCUUAGACGUUAUUAUAAAGUGAGGUUAGCAAGUCGUCAUGAAGCAAAAGAAUCCGAUUAAAUUGUUUAACAUAGCUGGACUAAGAUGGUUACUAGUAGGCGCGUGUAGCGGCAAAGUCAUGAAUCAAGGAGGUCUCAAGAAUGUCACGGAGCCUACGCGCCUCGAGAACAAACGUGAGCGUCGUCGUGGCGCUGCGGGUCGCGCGGCUGCUCUGCGGCGCGCGCCCUCCGACUCGGACUGCUCCGGGGAGACCGCCUCGCUCUCCGCCGACAGCGGGGACCGCGCCCCGCGCCCGCCGCCGCAGCCCGCCCGCGCCGGCAAGACCAGGAGUCGUCGUCGGGGCAGUGAGUGGGAGGUGCUCGAGGGUCUGAAGGACGGCCAGAGGUUCGACAAGAGACCCGACGUCUUCAACGGUUACCUACACAAGAAGAGGAAAUGGCCUCUCAAGGGGUGGCACAAGCGUUUCUUCGUGGUGGACGGCGGCAUCCUGGUGUACGCGCGCUCGCCCACGGACGUGGCGCGCGGGCGGCUGCACGGCAGCGUGGACGUGGGGCUGUCCGUCAUCUCGGCCAAGGCGCGCCGCCGCCGCAUCGACAUCGACGCCGACGAGUUCAUCUACCACCUGCGCGCCAAGACCCCCGACGUGUUCCGGACCUGGCUCAACGUGCUCAAAGCUCAUAGGUUAUACCGACAGCACUUGCUAACGUUUGGUGCGCGGGAGUCGGUCCCGAAGAUCCACGCGCCGCUGGACGACCUGCCGCCCACAGACACGUCCUCUCGUACAUCCCACGACACCUUAGAAACAUCUACGAUAACCUCGAGCGAAGACUUUCUCUUCCCCACUAAAAUGAAGUGCGGACAUGAAGAUUGCGACGAUAGCUUUUGCUUUUGUCACGAAACCUUCUACCCCCCUAUAGACGAAGAAAAAGUGUUCGAAAACUCGGUCGACGACGACAACCCACAAAUGCUGGACGUUCACUUAAGCGAUAAACUAUUUAAUAACCAUAGAAGCUUAUGCUCUAUGAACUGCGUCGCCAGGUUCACGAAAGAAGACCUCAAAAGGCGGAAAUCUCCAAACAUAUCUAUAGGCAGCACAGAGGCUGAGAAACAAAUGCACAGCACUGAUCUAGACGUGUCUAUACGAAGCGCUGAACCCCCAGAAGGAAACGAUCUCAAAAACAUUCCAGAAACAUUGCACGAACGUUUGCCGGAAACAAAUAAACACUUAUUCCUUGACAAUAAGGUUCCACCGACGACGGCAUAUUUUUUCUUCACUCGUAACAAAUCUCGUUGCUCGAGCCCUAAUUCACCGAUGAAACGGAGCAGGAAGUCAACGAACUUAGUCAGGUAUAGGAACUUAAUGACGGAGCCUACUUUGAAAAAGCCUUUAAGUAAGUGUAUGUUGUUAGGGAACUAUAAGUACCGAGUGGCGAAGCAUUCCGACCCGGAGAAGGCAGCGAACAAGGCCAUGGCCUGCGACUCCAUACAGAAGGAAAGUAACGAGGUGCAGGUGACCAUCAUAGAGAACAAGUCGCUGCAAGACGCGAUGACCAUCGCAGACUACGAUAUCAUAACAGAACGGCUAAUGGUAUCCAUAUUCCAGAAUCCUAAAAACCUUCCAAACGAUGAAAUCAAAUUAUACAUCAAACAGGUCAUAGAAGAUUUGUAUGACGCCAAGUUUAUGGACGCGCAUCCAGCCAAAGCAUUGUUCAGGUGCCUUCUGGAAUACUGGUUGAAGAAUACUUCUAAUGAACCUAUUAAAGCUGCUAUGACACAAAGCCGCUCUGUAGACAGACAAUCUAAUAAAUUCUUCACUAAAGACGAAAAUCUCUCAAGUCUGUAUAUUAGCAACGUUUCUAAGGAAACUCAGUUCCAUGGGCUAAGCGAAUUACUUGUACAGUACAAGAAAAAACCCACCUCUCCGCCUAGGCCGACAACGACUGCACAUAAAUCAGAAAAACGCUGUGUGCCCAAAACCCACAGUCCGAGACGAGACACGGAGAGUUUCGAAAAGGAGAGAAAAAUUCAAGAACUUGAAAAGUUACUGAAAAACACAGUGUACAUAUGUGAAACAACUAGGAGCACUCAUAGUAAGGAUAAAGAUAUAAAAAUUACUAAAACGUUAAUAGAUAAUUUGGGGAAACUGUCUCCGAGGUCGCCACGAUCAGGCAUAAACAGGCAAAGCGAACAGCCAAAGAACGACACGUCUAACUCUUCAACUGAGAAAAUACAAGAUACUAUAAACCAUCUCAUAAGUGACACCUCCAUACCGCCAGAUGUUGCCAAGGAGUUUCUCAGCGCCUACCUAGAUGUGUUACUUAACGAUAGUUGCAAAAGUCUCACGGAAACGAGCUCCAAGUCAAGUGAACAUUCUGCUCACUCCAAAGCGGACUUGUCCUGCGAAGUACAGACUGAAGCUGUCAUAAAACGAGUUUCUAGAAGUGUCACUACCUUACGAACAGAGAGCAAGGAAGCGAAACUGAACGACAUGCGAAACGUAGAUCCUGGACAGUUGUAUUUGAAAGACAUUUUAGAUAAAAUAACGACUAUAUUCUCUAGAGUUAGGAAAGUCGAUGAUAAGUCUAGUAACUGGAAAAACGAGAAGUCGAGCGAUGACACUAAGUCAAGUCAUUUUAAACACGAAGAGCAAAAGGAUGAAUUGGGGAGAACUGUGAAGGGAUACCCUGGGAAGAAUCUUAUUUACGAGAAUUAUGACGAGAACUCCGUUGUUAUAGACCUCUCUCGGUACGAUUUAGAACAUAUCUCAAUGUUCAGUGAUCCGUCGAUCAAAGGGAUCAUGUCUAUAACUAUUAAGCUUAAAGAAAAGCCACUCAAUAUUGGCGAGUCUAAACGCACACAGUUGAGCCUCAAAUUCGCAGAUUCGAAACAAAUCGCGGCUGAGAACAGGAAAGACAGUAGGAGAGAGAACUGGCUCAACUUCAUGCAGCCUGUUAGCACCAACUCUAAUGACUUAUUCCGUAAGAAAACUGCGUCCCCGCCGCAUCCCUUCAUUGACUUCCCUAAAGAGUUUGAUCUGAAGCCGUAUUUAAGUAGCAGCGACGCUACGUCUAAAGCUUACCGCGUCACCCACGAGAGUGAACACUCUUUAGGCCUAUCGUUUAAAAGUAGCACCUCGUUGCGCAGAGACUCAAAUUCAAGGCAGUCCUGCGAUAACGAUGGUUCACAUUCAUGCUACGUGAUGUCUUUUAAAAAGGAAUCUUUCGCGAAGAAGCUACAGUCUUUGAAAAAAGUCCGCCUGAAGGAGUGUAACGGUGUACUGCUGAGCCCUCAUCAGAUAUCCCCGACCCGCUCGCCCACUAGACAACCAGAACUGUCGAUAUUCGAAAAACCAACCCCUAGAGUUAUCGAUGAAAAAUUUAUACUCUUACUAUUAGAAAAUUUGUCACUGCUGUCUAAAAACAUACCUAGUUUACACAAAGACAUUAAUAAUUUAUUUUUAAAGUUAAGAAAGAAACACGAUAAAGUUAUAAAGUGCUGUAGUAAUAUACGAGGGCUAAGUCUCUUAGGGAAGAUCUAUAACGAGGACGCUUGUAGAAGUAUUAACAAUAAAGAUGCUAUGACACAAUGGGACCUCGUACCUUAUAAUGCAUACGACAAACACAGGGACCUUCGUAUCAAAGACAAGGCUAUCAACACAAGCAAAGUGGUCCAAGAAUUGGUCGAUGCCAAAAUAAGUGCUAUAGACUUUAGGCUGAUCAUAGACAACGAAGUUCAAACUGUGUGGAAAUCUGAAGAAAAAGUACCAAAAGUGCACAACGAUCAACAGGCUGCCGAUAAUACGUCGUUGGUGUCAACUUUAAUGCAAACAGAGUCGGCGAACAGUGUGCAGGCGGCUGAGCUGGAGACCACGGAGCAGGCGACCUCCAACCCCAACUGGUACCAGCGGUUCUGCACCCGGGACUGCUCCAUGUCCACCAUGAUCAAAUGCGUUCUCGACUCCAACACUGAGAGCUUCCGCCUCCAACCGCGACAGAGCAGCGUCACCCCCACUCCCCUCAGAGACAAAUCCAAAUCAGAAUCUAAGAAAAAGAAGCAAUAUAAACUCAGACAAGAUCUGAUCAAAGAAAUUGCGCUCUUAUCGCCUUCCUUUAAAGUUUCAACUCAAUCGCAGACUGAUAGGAAAGGGCCUCGGUUUGCGCGAGACAAGGGGAUCGAUAAAGAUUUCAAAGUGUACAACUUGUAUCAAAGUAAAAAGUUUUCCUCGACUCGGUCGAGUUCUAUGACUGAUUCUAACGUAGAAGUAAUACCGAGCGAUGAGAUGAAGACGCUGUACAGAUGCUCAAGUGACCCCUCGUACUGUUCCGGGCUGAUUAGCCCCACCGCCGUGCCGAUCAGGGGCCCGCAGGCCGGCUUCGUGUCCGGCACGCCCGGCGGACGGCUCGCCGGCUGGAUCAUAGAGUCUGGCGGUCCGCUAGAGAACGCGUCCCGCGAGCUGGGCCAGGCGCAGCUGUCCGUGCAACAGCUGCAGCGGCUGCUCGACGCGCUCGAGCUGCAGCAACAGUUGCACCAUGAUACUGAUGUGUCGCUAGAAGGUGCGUCCCCGAAUGUGAAGAAGGACCGUCGCAAGUUCGGUCUGAGGAAGAAGAAGUCAAACAGCAAGUGUGCCUCUGUAGAGCUGCAGCCGCCGCAUAUAGACCCGUCCACCUCGCAUAUGGCCCUGUCCGCGCUGACGGCGCCGCCGUCGCCCGGGGGCGGCGCCUCGUCCGCGCCCAACUCGGCCGCCUCGCUGCCCAUCGCGUGCGCGGCCGCCCGCCCGCAGUCGCUGCCGGCCGCAGAGUCCAUGGUCACGGCGCAGGGACCCGCCUCCCUCACCAGCCUCACUCCUGAUCAUCAGUUAAGGGAAGACUUCACCGUGUUAGCUAAGGAUCUAGUGGCCAAUUUGAAGACUGUUGUGUCUACACUGGUGUGCGAGCGCGGGCGGCUGCGCGCGGCCGUGGAGGCGGCGGAGCCGGCGGGCGCGCCGGGCGCCGUGCUGGGCGCGCUCCGCACCAGCCUCAACACCGCGCUGCACCAGAAUUCCGAGCUCCGCUCGCGGCUGUCGCGGAUACACGACGCCUCCGACCUCGCUGAGAUAUCCUCCGUCGGACCCAACUCGGAUGCUCAGGUGAACAACCGUCCAUUCCAGCAGUCGCUGAGCUACAGUUCGUCCUGCGUGUCCGCCUCCGAGUUCUUCGACGCAGAGGAGCACGAGAUAGAUCUCAAGCCGGCCGAGAUCAUAGCCGCUGAUGAGUCCGGAGUGAUCGAGCUGGAAGGCGACUCGUCCUCGGAGGCGGGCUCCCUCAGCAGCGAGGAGGGCUCGGCCAGCUCCGACAACUCUGACGGUGCGAUGUCGGCGGAGCAGGUGACGCUGCGCGCGGCGGGCGGGGGCGCGGGCGCGGGCGGGGGCGCGGGGGGCGCGGGCGAGGGCUGGGCGCGGCGCACGCGCCUGCCCGCCGCGCGCCCCACGCCGGGCGGGCCCAGUCUCUGGAACCUGCUCUACAAGAACAUCGGCAAGGACCUCAGCCAGAUCUCCAUGCCCGUCACAAUCAACGAGCCCCUCAAUAUGCUGCAGCGGCUGUGUGAGGAGCUGGAGUACUCGGAGCUGCUGGACGCGGCGGCGCAGUGCCCGAGCGCGGGGGAGCGCAUGGCGCUGGUGGCGGCCUUCGCGGUGUCCGCCUACGCCUCGUCCGCGCACCGCGCCGCCUCCAAGCCCUUCAACCCGCUGCUGGCCGAGACCUACGAGUGCAUCCGGGACGAUAAGGGCUUCCGCUUUAUAGCUGAACAGGUGUCUCACCACCCUCCGAUCUCUGCGUGCCACGCGGAGUCUUCCCGCUGGUGCUUCUGGCAGGAGGCGCGCAUCAAGACCAAGUUCUGGGGCAAGUCCAUGGAGUUCCAGCCCACCGGCCGCGUGCAUGUGCGACUGCUCAACACCGGGGACCACUACAGCUGGAACAAGGUGACGACGUGUGUUCACAAUCUGUUCGGCGGACAGCGGUGGGUGGACCAGUACGGGGACAUGCAUAUCACGUGCCAUGGAACUGAUAUUACAUGCAAACUUAACUUUAUUAAGGCCAGCUCGUGGUCGAGCAGCCGCCACGAGGUGCGGGGUUUCGUGAGCGGCGGCGGCGCGCGCCUGCGCCUGGCCGGGCGCUGGUCCGAGGCGCUGCACGCCGGGGACCCGCCCGCCGCCAGGUGUCUGUGGAGGCCCGGUGCGAUGCCGCCUGAGCACGAGUUGUACUACGGGUUCACGAGGUUCGCGAUGGAGCUCAAUGAGCUGGAGCCCUCCAUGAGGGAAACACUGCCUCACACCGACACGAGGCUCAGGCCGGACCAGCGUGCACUGGAGGAGGGCGACGUAGAAGCGGCGGAACAGCUGAAGCAUCAGCUGGAGCAGGCGCAGCGCGACCGCCGCCGCGACCACGCCACGCACGAGCCCGCCUGGUUCCGAAAAACCAUGGAGGGCGGCGAGGAGACCUGGGUGUUCAGCGGCGAGUACUGGAAGGCGCGCGAGGCCGGCUUCCCCACGCACUCCGCGCCCGCCAUCUGGUGACCGCGCAGGCUCGUGCCUCGUAUACCGCAGUGCGAAGUGCUCUGUUAGUUGGUUGUGUCUCGCUUCCCGCUUAGCGUUAACUAGUUUCCUAGCCUUUAUCUAUAAUAUUAAGGGCGGGUAGUUUAACUAAACUUCUAAAUAAUACUUCACCCCAUUCGGACGCUUUGUUUAUUAAUAUGGGGUUAGUUUGUUAACUAGCGCUGCUGGGGUUGCCAGUGUAUCGAGGGUAGUUCACAAAUUUGACUGUUCGUAGUGAUAUUAUGGGGAACUCGAAAGUGUAUAUAGUCUUACUGGGGGAGUCGAUGCCAGGAGAAGGCGCGGGAAACAUGUUGUAAAGCAACUGUUUUUUUGGUACCACUUGUGAUAUUGAAAAACAUACUUAAAAGCCGUUUAAUAAAGAUGUAAAUUUAUAUUGCAAAUCAAAUUCUAUAUCACCGAAACAUAGGUUGUAAAAAAUCUAAUUCUUACAGUAAAAAAGAAUAGUUUUCUUAAUCUAUUCAGUUAAUUGAUUGGAAUAAUCGUUAAACCAGCACAUUUCCCGCGCGCACUCUCGUGCAUAAACAGCCUUAUGUGACGUCAAAGUUUGUAAUUAGAAUAAAAUGUUAAGAAUAAUUCGAAAUAUUAUUAAAAUAAAGCGCCAGUUACCUGUAGACUGUUGAAGAUAUAUUUACGAAGGUUUUAAUUUAAAUAGAGUGUUGCUAGUUGAAUUUAAUGUAAUGUUUUGUAACGGUUUCGGUGGUAGACAGAGGAAACUUCUGAUAUUAGCGGUGAUAUUCAUUUUGGCGGUGAGGUCAUUAUACAAAAGAAGUAAUUUAAAAUGAUUCAUAAAUCAGAUGUAUGUUGCAUUAAUAAACAAAGGUACGUUCAAAUGCAUUAUAAAUAAAAAAACGAGGACUAGGGAAUUAGUACAAAAAAAAAACCUAUUUGAAUAUAACUUUGACAGUAAUUAUCUUGAUGUUCCACUAGCUAGACCGUAUUACUUUAGAACGUUUGUCCACCGCGGCCGACAUCGAUAAAGCUUCGCCGAUGUAAGAAAAUUCCACGCCACAUAUAAAUUGUCUCGUUAUCGACUAAGGUGGGCAAACGGUCUAACAGUACCAAGAAAGUGAAAACUCUGGUGUCUAAGUGCUUUAAACUUAACUAUUGUAUGUUGAUCGGCGACUUAGACCGGAGACAUAACAUAGAUGUGUCAUAGCAUCAUUAUUUGGUCCUAACUGAUAAUAUGAUUCUUGAUGUAAUAGAUACAAAAAGGGAUGUAAAUACAGAUUUAUAUAUAACUAUGUAUAUGGUGUGAUAAUUAAUUGGUAAAUGCUACCAUUAUUCAUUUGUAUAAGGUUUAUUUUUAAACGCCAUUGUUCAUUUCGUAUAUUGCCAAAAUGAUAAAAAAUAUACCACCCAUCAGAAAACGGCGACUUCAAGCUAUUUAACUAAAUAUACUAUUUGAUUGGUUUAGACAAUAAUAUUAUCAGUGCGUUAAGAAAUAUACCUUGUAUUGUGGUUGAUAAGAGCUUCUUAUUGUACAGUCCAGUUCAGAAAUGAUACAUGAGUUAUAUCUUAGGUCCACUACGUAAGGCCUAUUGAAUAUCCAAAGAUAUUUGAAUACAAUGCUGUUUGAGUUUCGGAUACCUUGCCUUAUGCACGUGGCGCUGCAAAGUUAUUGAUUCUGAGCUUGACUGUACUUAAAAUAGAAAUAAUGUACAGAAAUAAAUGGAUAUUAUUAAAUAAAAACAGUGACACGCUUUAUGAAAUAUUUUUGGCUGUGAGUCCGUUUCCAUUACUGAAAGAGAAUAUAUAAUAUUUUUGAUUUUACAUUAUUUUUUUAAGAGCCACUUGAAUGUGUUAUAACAAUGAUUAUAUCAUAUUUUUUCGCGAAAUAUAAUUACACAAAUUAAUGAUUUCUUUAUUAAAUAAAGUAUUAGCAAAGAAGACAAAAAAAAAUAUUGGAAAGUUCUGAAAUAUUCUAUCUAAAGAUAUUUAUAGGAUUAUGACUUUAAAGCGAUUUUCAACUGUUCAUAUAGAUCAUUGAUUACUCAUAUAUUGCUUUGUAGGUUGUUUUGAUUAAUUUACCUUACAUUAGUCAAUCUUAUUGAGUCCUGUAACUUAUGUCACAAAAUUUUGUCAAGAAACGGUUUUUUACUAAAAACUAAACUAAAACAUUAGUUUAAAAUUGUCGUCAAUUAACUUAAGGGAUGAAUGGCACACGGAAGCACAAUAAAAUACUUCGUUAUGGCUACAAGGUGUGGGUAUUACGGGUUCGUGAACUAUAAAAGACAGAAUCAAUUUACUAUUGGAAAAUUAAUGUAGUGGAGGAAAUCUUUAACCGUUCAAUCUGAAUUAGAAUUUAAACAGCUUGGUAUUGAGUCGAGUUUUGCGAAACCCCUUGGCCCUUAUUACAACUCGAAAACCGAUAUCUACACGAAAUAAAAUAUAAUAAACUAAUGUUAUUCGAUUGAAGUAACUAAUAACAGUUGAAGAUUUUCUUCGCUACAUACUUAGCUGAAAUCACUCAAUAAUAUCUUGUAUAAAGAGCUGCAGUUAUGUAUAGGUAAUGCUUUAUGUACCAUAAAUGUUCGUCUAUGUGAGCUGUCUGUGUCGUUAGCUAGUUAUAAGUAUGUAUAGGUUCGAUCGUACCGAUGUACGGUCUGCAACACAAGUCACUUGGUUGUUACGGUGAAAAUGAAGUUACUUUUUUUGUUGACGGUAGGUGAGUUUUUUUAGUGAAUGUGUACUUCAGUACUAAGCAGUAGCGGUCUCGUGGGGCUGGUUGUUUUCUCCGUUUUUUGUAUGAAUGCAGCCCCUUAUGAUCGACAUACGUGGUUGUAUUCUAAAACGAAAUAAGCGGCCAACCUCAGUGUACCGCUACUGAUAAAGAAGCCUCAGAUUAUUAAUAAUUAUUGGUAAUGCUGUUUUGUAAAAUGACUUACAUACUGAGUGACAUAUUUACUAAAAGAGUUUGGUAAAAGUUUUCAUUUCGUUAUUCUCGAAAUGUGUUGGUGUCAUAUUUAUUAUUGAACAUGAUGAAAUAAAUACGUGUGUACAGAAACUUUAUGAUUAACCAAAUUAUCCUUGAUAACCUUGUCACAAACUUGCAAGAGAUUUAUUUUCUUUUUACAACUAUUUUAUGUCAACUUAAUAUCUGUUGUUAAGGUACAGUUAGCAAACUUAGUUCGAAAACACUUCAGAAAUAUUCCAGGGCUUUUUAAUAAGCUGUUUAUUGAUCGACUAUGGUGUUAUCUGCACCUAUGCUAUCUUGCGUUUAUUUAACCUGAGUAUAUGACACGAACGCAUUCUAUUAAAUAGUUUAAAUAUUUUAGUUACCAUACGGGUGUUUCGGUUGUUUUUCGUUAAUUAUAAACAGUUAACAGGUCACAGUGUUAUCUAAUCAACUAAUGAAAAUGGUAUAUAGUGUUUAUUUUAGUAUUUACAUCAAUUCGGAAAUGCAACACAGUCUCCGGUGGCCAACGACUCUAGUCACCAUGAUGCUUGUCAAUUCGAACCUGUCAGUUUAGAAGGUGAUAUUAUUUUGGAGAUUAAAAUCGUCGGGCAUCGGGGAUGUGCCGUUGUCGCUAUCUCGGGGACAAAUGUUUACAUGCGCGUACGCAACCAUGACGCAAGGUUGCUAAGUAAUUAAAAAUAAAUACAGUUGUGAACAAACGUUCGAAAUUAUGUCGAUAAGUUAUAAAUAAUACUGGUUAGUUAAAAAUGUACGCUUCCGCCGAAAAGUGUUGCGUCGCUUCGAUGUAUUUAGUUAUAUCAAAUUGAUAAGUCGUGGGUAUAUUAGUUAAAUAUGAUCAUAUUUAAGAUAGAAUAUAAUUAAAUCGUUGUGUGUUAAAUGAGAGAGAAUUAUACACCAAGUAUUAUGUUAUUGAAUGUAGAUUUUGUGAUGAUGACUCGGUCAUAGUUUUGUUUCCUAUUUGUUGCCCAUUUGUAAACGCGGUGACAGAAAAUAUAAAGCGUUUGUAAAUACAACUUUUUGAGUGUACAAUACAAUAGUCGCUUGUAAGGUUAAAAUUGUCUAGUAUCGGAGAUCGUUGCCUCGUGUUCCUUUGUUCUUAAAACUGUAAUAUUCUUAAUAUUGUAUAGAACUGAUAAUGCCAGAUCCAGGAAAAAAUCUUAUACAAAACUUUGAACUAGAUAGAUAUUUUUUAUCAACUAACAAACGCACUAUACACCAUUUUCUAAAAAUAACAAAGACAAUAAUGCUUUGUGUGUAAAUGUAACUGUUGCUAUUAAUAUAUCAGUAAUGUUACUGCUUGCCAAUUUGUCCUGUGUUAAUAUAAAUUCAGAAUUGUUCUUACCAAGCAUGGGGCAUGAUAUUGUUUAAAAUUUGAUUUAACUUUUGAAAUACCUAUGUCUUCUUCAAGAAAAGUUAAAUACAUUGCUCACUAACUAUUACUUCAAUAAAAAUCACUUCAUAAUAAGGAUCCCCCUUAUUAUGAAAGUGAAUUCCAAAACAAUGUCAAAUUAAUACUGAAACUACAAUUAGUUGCAAGCUACCAUUCAAAAUUCUACACGUUUUAACAUCUGAGCGUAUGUAUGUAUGUAAAGUAUUCAAAAGUUAAACCACAAUUUCUUGCUAUAUAUUGCUCUCUCGAUAUAUAUUGUUUAACGUUUUGAAACAACUCCUACUAUUUAUCAAUGUGUCCAUGCAUGUUGUUACUUUUAUAGUAAUAGAUAUACAACUGUGAUCGGUGUUCCCUUGAAUUCACCAAGGGAGUGAUGCAUUGAUGACAGAAAAUUGAUGUACUGGCCAGAAAAGUUGUAUUGCUAAACGUAGAUUAUUUGUGCAGGGACAGAGAAAUUUAGACAUAGAAAAGUUUAGUUAGAGAAAA